UCACAGCAUGCAAACAUGCCUCCAAAGAAAAAGACAAAAAAGACCACGAAGAAGAAUCCAGAAAAAAGUGACACUGACUUGGAGGCAAAGUAUAGGCGCAGUGUUCUGGAUAUAGCCACCCUACAGGAUCGCAUUGCUUUACAGUGUGAGUCUGUAAUAAAGGUCCAGUCUGAUAGAAUUGACCUGAGGAGACACAUGAGAGACAUGGAGCAGAAGCUGCAGCACGAGAGACAAGACCACAGGGACGUCAACUCUGACCUCAGUCGGCAGUACAAAACCAUGCAGACAGAGCUCACCAACAAGGUGAAGAGACUAGAGAAGGAGGUCAGCCAGCUGAAUGAAGAACUUGCCUUGUGUCAGGAGGAACUGAGGAAAGAGAAAAGAGAGCGUGAGCAGAUGGAACAGGAGAAGGACGCCACCAUAGCUGACCUCCAACACAAGCUGGACAACAUGGAAACAGACUAUGAGAAAGUCCUACAUGAUACUCUAGACAGCCUGACUUCCCAGCUGUCUGUGGCUCAGAAGGGGUGGGAAGACAAGAGCACAACCCUUCAUCAAAAUUACAAGGGACUUCUCUCUGAAUUUGGCCUGAAUGCGCUGGACAUCUGAAAGACAGGCUCCUCACAAAUGAAAGCAGCUGCUCUUCUCAGUGAAACACAUUUGUUUAAUGUUGUAUGUACACCU
This is a messenger RNA of Toxotes jaculatrix (banded archerfish), 684 nucleotides long. RefSeq names its product coiled-coil domain containing 153 (gene drc12). NCBI's taxonomy places the organism in Eukaryota, Metazoa, Chordata, Actinopteri, Toxotidae. The transcript has 6 exons. The record is from RefSeq and is a predicted model, not a curated record. The coding region runs from base 16 to 609 and encodes 197 amino acids.